Molecule: messenger RNA, 615 nt
Organism: Pyricularia pennisetigena
Lineage: Eukaryota; Fungi; Ascomycota; Sordariomycetes; Magnaporthales; Pyriculariaceae
Exons: 4
Coding region: 1-615 (204 amino acids)
Biological process (GO): mitochondrial respiratory chain complex I assembly
Source: RefSeq, a predicted model, not a curated record
AUGCCGCCUCAACCACAUGACGGCGAGGAUUACAGGCCUCAGGAUGCCGUCAAAACUGGCCUCCGAGGCACUUUCGUCUACGGCGCUUUUGGUCUGUUCGGUGCUGCAACCCUUGCAGCCGUUCAGCGGAAGCGAGUAGGCGUGUUGGCUCCCAUAACAAAAUACGGCGCCUUAGUCUCGGCAACCGCUUUUGGUGGAGGCAUGUAUGACUUUGCGAGAACCGCAACCUCCAACCUCCGUCAGAAGGAUGACCACAUCAGUGAAGCUGUCGGUGGUCUUCUCGGCGGCGCUAUUUUAGGCCUCGCCGUCCCCGGCCCCACGAGGAUGCCUGUUGUCGUCGGUUUCGCCGCAGGCACAGCAGUAACCCUUGGCACCUACGCCUACACCGGCAAGAGCUUGAGGGGAUGGGGUAAAAAGGAUGAUGUGAAGGACGACUUCGAGCGCAAGGAGGAGCUUCGCAAGAACCGAAGGAGACCCAUUGAGGAAACUAUUGCGGAGUUGGGCGAGGGCAGAGGAAUCCACCCUCCUGGAUACGAAGAGCGCCGGCGCCAGAGGCUGAAGGAGAAAUAUGGUGUUGAGAUUAACCCGGUAUCCGCCGAUCCUAACGCCGCCUAG